Molecule: messenger RNA, 1659 nt
Organism: Prunus mume (Japanese apricot)
Lineage: Eukaryota; Viridiplantae; Streptophyta; Magnoliopsida; Rosales; Rosaceae
Gene: HAT3
Product: homeobox-leucine zipper protein 3
Biological process (GO): regulation of DNA-templated transcription
Cellular component (GO): nucleus
Molecular function (GO): DNA-binding transcription factor activity, RNA polymerase II-specific; sequence-specific DNA binding
Source: RefSeq, a predicted model, not a curated record
AUCAUUGAUAGAGCCAAUGGGCAAUAGGCAAUAGCCCUCUCUGUCUCUCUGAUACAUGUCAUGAUUAACUCUAUACUCUUCCCAUGUCUUUCUCUCUGUAUCUAUUGUUGUAUAUAAACAAAUAGUCCCAUCUUCCUUUUACUGUACUGCAAAAAGCAAAAGAAAAAACUCUGAGCCACACCUCCUGCUGCAAAGCCCAGCCAUUUUCUACCCCUUCUUUCCAUUUUGCUUUCCUGGAAUCCAAACAGUAGAUAAUCAGACCCAAACCCAGAUAUCUGAACAAGGAAAGGAAGAGUGUUUGUUUUGCUUCUCUCUGUUUUCUGGCAGCUGGCUUUCUUGCCCUGUUUGUCUCUUUUGGUAAAGGAGAGAGAAGAAAAAAAAUGGGUGAGAAAGAUGAUGGGUUGGGGUUAGGGUUGAGUUUGAGCUUGGGAUGUAAACCCAAUGAGAAUGAGUCUUCUUUGCACUUGAAUCUCAUGGAGAAGCCUUCACAGUCCAUGCAAAAUCAUCAACACAGAACUUCCUGGAAUGAAAUCUUUCAAUUUCCUGAUCGAAACCCAGAUGCCAGGUCGUGUCUGAGAGGAAUCGACGUGAACCAAGCUGCGGAAUUUGAAGAAGAAAACGGGGUUUCGUCGCCUAACAGCACGGUGUCGAGCCUGAGCGGGAAGAGGAGCGAGAGAGAGCCCAUUGGCGAUGAGAAUGAGGCUGAGAGGACCUCGUGCUCCCACGGAAGUGACGAUGAAGAUGGCAAUGGUGGCGACCUGUCGAGGAAGAAGCUCAGGCUAACAAAGGAGCAGUCUUUGCUGCUUGAGGACACGUUCAAGGAGCACAACACUCUGAAUCCGAGGCAAAAGCAGGCGUUGGCAAAGCAGCUGAACCUAAGACCAAGACAAGUGGAGGUUUGGUUUCAGAACAGGAGGGCAAGGACUAAGUUAAAGCAAACAGAGGUGGAUUGUGAGUUGCUAAAGAGAUGCUGUGAGAAACUAACAGAAGACAACAGGAGGUUGCAGAAGGAAGUGCAAGAGCUUAGAGCACUCAAGCUUUCACCACAGCUCUACAUGCAAAUGAGCCCUCCCACAACCCUCACCAUGUGCCCUUCAUGCGAGCGUGUGGCCGUCUCAUCCUUGUCAUCUUCUGCUGCUGCCGCCGCUUCCUCCACAGCUCCUGCAAAUGGCCAAACCUGCCAAAGUGGUGCACCCAACGUCCAGCGGCCCAUCCCGAUCAGCCCAUGGGCUACAUUGCCUAUCCAACGCAGACCACUCGAUGCAUCCGCACCCAAGUAGUAACUUGUGGUUGGAAGUUUAAUGUGGAAAGCGGAUGACUUAGACAGAAGCAUAGUUUGGUUAUUAGGAGGAAAAUGGGUGAGAAUGUGUAUGGAAGGAGAAGGGAAAAGAUGUGGUAGUGGUAGUGGACAAGGUUUUGUCAAUUGAAGCCACCCCUUGUUUCUUCAAAUUUUGGGCUUUUACGAAUUGUUAUAGCAAAAGUUAUGAAAGUGAGAUGGAGAUGAGGGUUAAAAAGUUGGAGACCAAGUUAAAAAAGAAGUCAUGUUUAUAUAUGGGAAGUGUUAGUAGGAAAAUUUCAGCGGUAACAGAAGAACCUGGGUUUUUUUAAUGAUAAUUUCAGUGGAAAAGUUGGCCUUUGAAUGUCAAUUGUUGUAACCUA